AGUCCUCUCACCAGCUUCCACGUUUUCCGGUAGCCUGCACUUUCCAGCGCCGGUUCUGCCCAGCACAGGCCGCCGCCUCGCGCGAUGCCCGCCCCGCCGUGCGCCUCCUGCGGCAAGGCCCGCGCCGCGCUCCGACGCCCGCGCUCCGGGCAGGCGCUGUGCGGCGCCUGCUUCUGCGCCGCCUUCGAGGCCGAGGUGCUGCGCACGGUGCUCGCGGGCCGCCUGCUGCCGCCGGGCGCCGUGGUGGCCGUGGGCGCCUCCGGGGGCAAGGACUCCACCGUGCUGGCGCACGUGCUGCGCGCCCUCGCGCCGCGCCUGGGCCUCGCGCUGCACCUGGUGGCCGUGGACGAGGGCAUCGGCGGCUACCGGGACGCGGCGCUGGCGGCCGUGCGGCGCCAGGCGGCGCGCUGGGAGCUGCCGCUCACCGUCGUGGCCUACGCGGACCUCUUCGGCGGCUGGACCAUGGACGCCGUGGCCCGCAGCACGGCCGGCUCGGGCCGCAGCCGCUCCUGCUGCACCUUCUGCGGGGUGCUGCGGCGCCGAGCGCUGGAGGAGGGCGCGCGCCGCGUGGGAGCCACGCACAUCGUGACGGGCCACAACGCGGACGACAUGGCCGAGACGGUGCUCAUGAACUUCCUGCGCGGCGACGCGGCGCGGCUGGCCCGCGGCGGGGGCCUGGGCUCGCGGGGCGAGGGGGGUGCCCUGCCGCGCUGCCGCCCGCUGCAGCUGGCCUCGCAGAAGGAGGUGGUGCUGUACGCGCACUUCCGCCGCCUCGACUACUUCUCCGAGGAGUGCGUGUACGCGCCCGAGGCCUUCCGCGGCCACGCGCGCGACCUGCUCAAGCGCCUGGAGGCGGCGCGGCCGUCCGUGGUGCUGGACCUGGUGCACUCGGCCGAGCGCCUGGCGCUGGCCCCGGCCGCGCGGCCCCCGCGCCCCGGCGCCUGCUCCCGCUGCGGGGCCCUGGCCAGCCGCGCGCUCUGCCAGGCCUGCGCGCUCCUGGACGGCCUGAACCGCGGCCGGCCCCGCCUGGCCAUCGGCAAGGGCCGCCGUGGGCUGGAUGAGGAGAGGGCCUGGGGGGCGCCGGGGGAUGCAGAGGGGGGUGUGGAGGGGGCCCGGGGGGCGCCGGGGGAUGAGGAGGGGGGUGUGGAGGGGGCCCGGGGGGCGCCGGGGGAACAGGAGGGGCCCCGGGGGGCGCCGGGGGAACAGGAGGGAGCCCGGGGGGCGCCGGGGGAUGAGGAGGGGGCUGUGGAGGGGGCCCAGGGGGCAGUGGGGGAGCGCGAGGGGGAUGGAGGGGGCCCAGGGGCGCCGGGGGACGCGGAGGGGGCUCCGUCCUCCUGUGACGGCAGGGUCGGGGCUGCCUGUGACUGUGAAUAA
This is a messenger RNA of Lepus europaeus (European hare), 1374 nucleotides long. RefSeq names its product cytoplasmic tRNA 2-thiolation protein 1-like. Gene Ontology annotation, cellular component: cytosolic tRNA wobble base thiouridylase complex; mitochondrion. The record is from RefSeq and is a predicted model, not a curated record. NCBI's taxonomy places the organism in Eukaryota, Metazoa, Chordata, Mammalia, Lagomorpha, Leporidae. The transcript is spliced from 3 exons. Gene Ontology annotation, biological process: tRNA wobble position uridine thiolation. Bases 85 to 1374 code for a protein of 429 amino acids. Gene Ontology annotation, molecular function: tRNA binding.